Helianthus annuus (common sunflower) is the source of this 3596-nucleotide messenger RNA. RefSeq names its product auxin response factor 2B. Lineage: Eukaryota; Viridiplantae; Streptophyta; Magnoliopsida; Asterales; Asteraceae. The record is from RefSeq and is a predicted model, not a curated record. The transcript has 15 exons. Gene Ontology annotation, molecular function: protein binding; DNA binding. Gene Ontology annotation, cellular component: nucleus. Bases 796 to 3201 code for a protein of 801 amino acids. Gene Ontology annotation, biological process: regulation of DNA-templated transcription; response to hormone.
GACCAAGCAAAAAGCCAAAAUACGAUAUCGUUUUGGAUUUGGUUCAUCACCCAUUAAAAAACCCGGUUCAGUAACCGGCAAUAACCGGUCACUACUUGGACCACUUGUUGAAAUUACUGCAAAAACCGGUUCUAACCUCCAACCAUUCAAUGAAUAUCUUUCCUUGCUCUGAGAAUCUCCAUAAUUUAGAGAGAGAAAAUCCGUUUGAUGAUUGAUGUAGAUGUUACGGAAGCUGUUUGAUGUUGAAUUUGCUCAUUUGAUGCAAGUUCGUCGGUGAUUUGUGCUGAAAUUGUAUUGAUCUGGCGUGAUUUCGGUCGAAUUCUAAGGUUCUAGUGAGAGAAACGGUUUGAUUGUUGGUUUAGAUGUUUCGGAAGCUUCGCGGUGUUGAAUUUGUUCAGUUAUUGCAAGUUUGAAGGUGUGUUGUGCUGAAAUUGUGUUGAUCUGGUGUGAUUUCGGUCGAAUUCUGGGGUUUUAGUGAGAGAAACUGUUUGAUUGUUGGUUUACAUGUUUCGGAAGCUGCUCGGUGUUGAAUUUGUUCGGUUAUUGCAAGUUUGAAGGUGUUUUGUACUGAAAUUGUGUUGAUCUGGUAUGAUUUCGGUCAAAUUCUAGGGUUUUAGUGAGAGAAUCGUGUUGAUUGUUGUUUAGACGUUUCGGAAGCUGCUCGGUGUUGAAUUUGUUCAGUUAUUGUACGUUUGAAGGUAUUUUGAACAAAAAUUGAGUGAUCUGUGGUGAUUAUAGGUAGAAUGUUAGGGUUUUGUUGAGAGAUCUGUGUUGAGAGUCGUUUAUCGUUGUGAAAUGACGUCAUCAGAGGUUAAUAACAUGAGAGGAGACAGAGACGCGUUUUCUCUCUCUGGUUUUAGCGACAAAAACGACGCCGUAGGUGAUUCGAGAACUGUUCCGGUGGCUGCCGGUGCCGGAAAAGCUGAUGCGGAUGAGGCUAUUUACAAAGAGUUAUGGCGAGCUUGUGCUGGUCCGCUCGUUACCGUGCCUCAAGAACAGGAGCUCGUGUUCUACUUUCCUCAAGGACACAUAGAACAGGUUGAGGCUUCAACUAAUCAGGUAGCGGAACAACAGAUGCCGAUGUAUAACCUUCCGUCGAAGAUCCUCUGCCGUGUUAUGAACGUGCAUUUAAGGGCUGAAUUAGAGUCGGAUGAGGUGUUCGCUCAAAUAACUUUGAUGCCUGAAGCUAAUCAAGAUGAAAAUGCUGUUGAGAAGAAAACAACACCACCUGCCCAGACUAGGUUUCAUGUGCACUCGUUUUGCAAGACUUUGACUGCUUCUGAUACAAGUACUCAUGGUGGUUUUUCUGUUUUGAGACGCCAUGCUGAUGAAUGUCUUCCACCAUUGGACAUGUCAAGGCAGCCUCCAACACAGGAGCUGGAAGCCAAGGAUUUGCAUGGAAACGAAUGGCGUUUCAGGCACAUAUUUCGAGGUCAACCAAGAAGGCAUCUGCUUCAAAGUGGAUGGAGCGUCUUUGUUAGUUCUAAAAGGCUCGUUGCAGGUGACGCCUUUAUAUUCUUAAGAGGUGAAAAUGGAGAUCUUCGUGUGGGAGUAAGACGUGCAAUGAGACAACAGGCAAACGUGCCAUCAUCUGUCAUAUCCAGUCAUAGCAUGCAUCUUGGUGUUCUUGCCACAGCAUGGCAUGCCGUCCAAACAGGAACAAUAUUUACAGUCUAUUACAAGCCUCGGACAAGCCCUGCAGAGUUCAUUAUUCCAUAUGAUCGGUACAUGGAGUCUAUGAAAAACAACUACUCCAUAGGUAUGAGAUUCAAAAUGAAGUUUGAAGGUGAAGAAGCUCCAGAACAAAGAUUUACUGGAACCGUUGUUGGGAUUGAAGAGUCUGAUCCAAAGACUUGGCCUGAUUCUAAGUGGGGAUGCUUGAAGGUAAGAUGGGAUGAAACAUCGACUAUUCCUCGUCCAGAGAGAGUGUCACCAUGGCAAAUAGAGCCCGCACACUGCCCACCUGCAAUAAAUCCGCUUCCGGUACAUAAACAAAAACGGCCUCGACCAACAAGCAUGUUGCCUUCAUCUCCUGAUUCUUCGGUUCUUACAAGAGAAGGUUCGUCAAGGGCGUUUGUGGCAGACCCUUCACCUGCAAGUGCAUUUUCAAGGGUUUUGCAAGGACAAGAAUCGCCAGCAUCAAGAGUCCUUUUUGCAGAGAGUAACGAAUCAGAUUCAUGUGGUAGGCCCAUUCAAUGGCCAUCUUCACUAAUAAUAGAUGAAAACGACAAAACCAGCCCUGUAUCUGUCUCUGUCUCACAACGUUACACAGGAAUGGAUAAGGUGUCCUUCGGAAGGCCCAAUGAAACCUAUUUCACAGAUCUACUAUCGGGCUUUGGAUCCUCACCUGGUCAAAGUCAAACCGAAGGAAAAUUCAACCUACAGUCAAACCCAAACCCGUGGUCAACCCCGCCUUCCAAUCUCUCUCUCAACUUAAUGGGCUCCACCAUGAAAGGUGCUUUUGGCGAGUACUCUGUUCAUAGUAAUCCACGGGGUAACGAGCAGCCACUUGGAAAGUGGCUAAUGCCGCCGCCACAUACUUCAUAUCUACAAAUUGCGAAAUCGCCACUGGCUCAGCAAAAUGAGGUUAGGAAACCGGAAGAUGGAAACUGUAAGAUAUUUGGUGUACCCUUUGGUAAUAAGGUUGCUUCAGAGACACAGCAAGCGGCAAAAUUACAACAAUACCCCUCGUUUGAAUCUGGGCAGCUAUCUGAACAGUCCUCAGGUCUGAAAGUUAUUGGUAAUACACCAGGUGGUAAAGAGAUGGAUAAACAAUACCAAAAUUCUCAGUCACAACCAAAAGUCAACCUUGGUGUUUCACCUAGGAGUUGUACAAAGGUUCAUAAGCAGGGGAUUGCCCUUGGUAGGUCUCUGGAUCUUACUAAGUUCAACAACUACGAAGAACUGAUUGCUGAAUUAGAUGAGUUAUUUGAGUUCAAUGGUGAACUAAAAACCUGCAACAAGACUUGGCUGGUUGUGUACACAGACGACGAGGGUGACAUGAUGCUUGUUGGAGAUGAUCCAUGGCAGGAAUUUUGUGGAAUGGUGCGUAAGAUUUUUAUAUACACAAGAGAGGAGGUUCAGAGGAUGAAUCUCGGGACUUUAAACUCGAGGGGCGAGGACGACUCAUCGAUUGCAGAAGCCGUAGAUGGUAGGGACACUAGGGCUGUUCCAUCAUCUUCUAGUCCUGAACACGCAUAGGUUUUUAAUAACUAUAUCUAGGUAUAUGUUUGUAGGGGGAGGUAUGGUUGGUAUACAUAGGUUAUGGCAGUUAAGUAGAGUUUAAAUAAUUAUUUAAAGUCGCGUCAAGAUGCCAUCCGAGUUCCCGAUGAGCAAAAUCUUCUCUCAAUGGAGGCAAGUCUUUGAUGAUAUCAUAUUUUGAGUUUUGGGCACUUAUAUUGGUUCAUCACUCCUUAACAUUAUUAUUGCUAUAUCUAUAUAUAUAAGUAUGGUUGUAUAUAGGUGAUAUUGGGAGCAUGCCAUAUGUACAAAGGUGUUUUGCUAGGUAACUUUUUGAAUGUAAGGAGAAAGUUAUUGACUCUUAAUGGAGAAUUUAAUGUAGUUUUGUAGCCUAAAUUAUCGUUUUUUCUUGUUUG